Messenger RNA from Gossypium raimondii (Peruvian cotton), 2865 nucleotides. Its product is annotated as transport inhibitor response 1-like protein. The record is from RefSeq and is a predicted model, not a curated record. Lineage: Eukaryota; Viridiplantae; Streptophyta; Magnoliopsida; Malvales; Malvaceae. The coding region runs from base 376 to 2223 and encodes 615 amino acids. Gene Ontology annotation, biological process: SCF-dependent proteasomal ubiquitin-dependent protein catabolic process. The transcript is spliced from 3 exons. Gene Ontology annotation, cellular component: SCF ubiquitin ligase complex.
UGACAAGCUUGUAAAAAAGAAAAGGGAAAAAAACACACCCCAAAUAAUGGAGGAGAAGUGUGGAGGGAUAGGAUAUUUACAGAUGAAAGAGAAGAGUUGAAGAGGCAAAGGCUAAAAACAUGGAGAAUCCCAAUGCUCUCUCACAGUCAUAUUAAGAUUUAAGAAGAGAUACAAACCCCACUCUCACUCUCCACUCCCUUUAUUUUAUUUUUACUCUCCUUUCCUUCCUUUUUCCUCUCUCUCUUGCUUUAAAAGAUUGAACUUUUUAUUUAUUUUUCAAUGCUCUGUUGCUAAUUCGAUUGAAACCAACAAUCCAUUCUACAGGGGAAGAAGAUCCCUUUUUUUUUGUAUUAUUCCACUUUGGGUUUUUUUUAGAUGUCGGAGCAAAUGUCUGAUGAUGACGAAAGGCAGCAAUCUCCGCCGUCAGAUCUUGAUUUCGCUUCCAACAAGGCACGGACUUGUAUCGUCACCGGGUCGGUUUCGGGUCAUACCGAGUUUCAGUCACCGUACCCGGAUCAGGUUCUGGAGAACGUGUUGGAAAACGUGCUUCACUUCCUUACGUCGAGGCGGGACCGGAACACUGCCUCAUUGGUGUGUAAGUCGUGGUAUCGGGUUGAGGCGCUUACCCGAUCCGAGCUGUUCAUUGGGAACUGCUACGCGGUUUCGCCGGCUCGGGCUACCGCUCGGUUCACUAGAGUGAGAGCUCUUCAUCUGAAAGGAAGGCCCAGGUUCGCGGAUUUUAACCUUAUGCCACCCGAUUGGGGUGCCCAUUUCAAUCCUUGGGUCCUGGCUUUUGCUAAGGCUUGCCCUUGGUUGGAGAAAGUUUACCUAAAGCGUAUGUCCGUGACGGAUGAUGAUCUAGCAACUUUGGCUGAAUCGUUUUUAGGGUUUAAGGAGCUUGUUCUUGUUUGCUGUGAUGGGUUUGGAACUAGUGGCCUCUCCAUUUUUGUUAGCAAGUGCAGACAGCUUAAGGUGCUUGAUCUGAUCGAAUCCGAGGUUUCUGAUGAUGAGACGGAUUGGAUAUUGUGUUUUCCUGAGGGUGAAUCACAUCUCGAGUCAUUGAUAUUUGAUUGUGUAGAAUACCCUAUAAAUUUUGAGGCAUUAGAAAGGUUGGUGGCAAGGUCUCCUUCACUUAAGAAGCUUAAGCUAAAUCGAUAUGUUUCAAUUGGGCAGUUAUACCGCCUUAUGGUUCAAGCUCCGCAGCUCACGCAUCUUGGGACAGGGUCCUUUAGCCCAUCGGAGAUUGCAGGGCAAGGUGAUCAAGAACCAGAUUAUGUAACCGCGUUUGCUGCCUGCAAAUCCUUAGUUUGUCUCUCUGGGUUCAGGGAAAUAAUUCCGGAUUAUCUGCCUGCAAUUUACCCUAUUUGUGCGAAUCUAACGUCUUUGAAUUUCAGCUACGCCAACAUUACUGCCGAACAGCUUAAGCCAAUUAUAAGCAACUGCCACAAGCUUCAGGUUUUCUGGGUCCUUGAUUCAAUAUGCGAUGAAGGACUUCAAGCAGUCGCUGCAACAUGUAAGGAAUUGCGUGAGCUUCGGGUUUUCCCUGUUGAUGCUCGUGAGGAUAGUGAUGGUCCUGUUUCUGAAGUAGGCUUCCAAGCUAUUUCUGAGGGUUGUCGGAAAUUGCAAUCUAUUCUUUAUUUCUGCCAGAGGAUGACUAACGCAGCUGUAAUAGCAAUGUCCAGAAACUGUCCAGAUUUAGUUGUUUUCCGGCUAUGCAUAAUGGGUCGCCACAGGCCUGAUCAUGUGACGGGGGAACCUAUGGAUGACGGUUUUGGAGCCAUUGUUAUGAACUGUAAGAAGCUCACUCGUCUUGCUGUUUCUGGUUUACUGACAGAUAAAGCUUUUGACUAUAUUGGACGAUAUGGGAAACUGGUACGCACAUUAUCAGUGGCUUUUGCUGGAGAUAGUGACAUGGCGCUUAAAUAUGUACUCGAGGGCUGUCCACAAUUGCAAAAGCUCGAAAUUAGAGAUAGUCCAUUUGGAGAUGCUGCUCUUUGUUCUGGUUUGCAUCACUACUACAACAUGAGGUUUCUUUGGAUGUCUUCAUGUAGACUAACUCACCAAGGUUGCCAACAGAUUGCUCGUGCUAUGCCUCGCCUAGUGGUUGAAGUGAUUAGAUCUGCUGAUGAAGAAGAGAUGGAUGUCUGUGUUCAAACAUUAUACAUGUAUCGAUCUCUUGAAGGGCCAAGAAAUGAUGCUCCAAAAUUCGUUACCAUCUUGUAGGCAAAAAUGUGGUGCAGAAAGCUAUUUUAUUUAUUCUCAUUGUGGAACCGAAUACCAUGGAAGUUAAAACUAUCCCCUUGGGAAUUUUGAUACAGUCAUGGUGUGCAUCUUUUAAGUAUAACCCAUGUGAAGGUCCCAACAUUUGCAGCCAAGCAAAGUUGAGUAAAUAACUUCUGCUUCAAGCUUGGGCUGAUACAUUGGAAUUCAAAGCUAAUCCCUGUGAGAGACGAGAGCUUACCUUUGAUAAAGGGGGACAAGUGCACAAAAGGGAUCUCUUUGUAAGUUAUUGAACCAUGGAUGUUGUUCCAGCGGUAGGCAUUUAAAUUUUUACUUAAAUCUUUUUUUUUUCUUCUUAUUUCAUAUUCAUUUUGUCAUUAGUCUAAGUUAGCCAGGGAAUGGAGGUUUUUGAACUAUAUAUGGAGGGGCAAACAUGUGUUGCCUUGUCCUUUGAAGGUUGAAGAAUCUGAGGAUGUGGGUGGAUCUAUUUUUCUGUGCUUUCAGCAAAGCAUCCAUAGGCCGUAGAGGCAUUUAUCCGCUCUCAUUUGUAGUUUUAAGAUGUAGUUUUAUGGGAGAGCCCCUUACUUGGACAUCUCUUACUGUCUUUCACAUUUUUCUAAUUCCUCCAUGUUUGUUAUUUUCAAA